Messenger RNA from Toxotes jaculatrix (banded archerfish), 2274 nucleotides. Its product is annotated as tubulin monoglycylase TTLL3-like. The transcript has 13 exons. Lineage: Eukaryota; Metazoa; Chordata; Actinopteri; Toxotidae. Gene Ontology annotation, cellular component: cilium. Gene Ontology annotation, molecular function: protein-glycine ligase activity, initiating. Gene Ontology annotation, biological process: cilium movement; protein polyglycylation; cilium assembly. The record is from RefSeq and is a predicted model, not a curated record. The coding region runs from base 1 to 2274 and encodes 757 amino acids.
AUGGAGGCCACCGGGUCCACACAGUCUGUCCAGCUGGGCCUGAAGGGACACCAGGUUACUGAUGGAUCCUGCACACCAUGCCCUGACAGUGCUACACCUCCUGAGGUCAAAGUUCGCCACAGUUCUGUCAGUCUACCUGUUCUUAACCCAGAGAGACUGAGGACAGCCAAAGCCCUUGUGGAAAAAGCUGUUAAGAUGCACAGGGUAUUCUCUGUCCAGGGCCCUUACCCUGUCAUCAGGAAGGCACUGAGGGCCAGAGGCUGGAUUGAGCAGCGUGUGCACCGCCCCAACCAACAUGCACGCCGGCGUCACAAUGAUGCUAGUGACAGUGACGACGAUGAUGACAACUCAGACGAAGUCGAAAAAGAGGAGGAGCUAGACGAACUUUAUGAUCUUAUGUCUCGCCUGGUGCGAAAUGAAAUGGUUUAUUUUUAUUGGACAAACAGUAGACAUGCCAUCAAAACAGACAUUUUGCAGAAAGAACAGAUUGCCAAUCAUUUCGCGAAAGCAGGCAGCUUCACCACCAAGGUGGGGUUGUGCGUAAACCUGAGGAACCUGCACUGGUUUGAUUCAGCUGACCCAGACACCUUCUUCCCUCGUUGUUACAGACUAGGAGCGCAGGAUGAGAAGCAUGCUUUCAUUGAAGACUACAGGAGAACAGCCUGCACCAGUCUUUUGAAGUACAUCGUGGAGAGGGAGCAGGGUGUUCAGGGAGAGGGAAUGAGCCACAACAUUUGGGCUGUUCAGGAUAAGAGGAGAUGUAGCAGACAGCGAUCCAAACCCAUGGUCUUUUCCCAAAUGAUUGACAGCGCACUCAAAGUGUGUCAGCAGUUCCUGGAGAGUUUGGAGCACAGUGACAUAGACAUAAGCUUGGAGACACCACAAACACUUACAAGGGACGAGUGGGCACGGUUUAUUGACAGUUAUUACCUUGUUGUUCAUGAUGGAGCAGAGAUAGAGAGAAGUGAUCAUUUGGUCAAGUGCUGCAAAGCCAUGCUGCAGAGGCUGAGUGAGGUCAGUCCACAGCUGGACAUCGAUGGCAUACACAAUGUCUGGAUCAUCAAACCUGGAGCAAAGUCUAGAGGCAGAGGUAUCAAAUGCGCCAAGCGUCUGGACCAGAUCCUCAGCCUGGUGAAUGGUGAUCCAAUUCUAAUUAAGGAAAACAAGUGGGUGGUGCAGAAGUAUCUGGAACGGCCCUUGCUGGUCCAUGGCACCAAGUUUGACGUGCGCCAGUGGUUCCUGGUCACCGACUGGAACCCUCUGACCGUGUGGUUCUAUAAAAAGUGCUACUUACGAUUUUCUACUCAGCCUUACUCACUAGAUACACUGGACAGCUCUGUCCACCUGUGCAAUAACUCCAUCCAGAAGCACCUGAGGCCCUCCCAACAGCGACAUCGAGGCAUCCCAGCAGGCAACAUGUGGUCAGAUGACCAGUUCAGAACCUUUCUGUCCAGCCAGGGCCGGGAAGCUCAGUGGCAGACUGUGGUAGUACCAGGAAUGAAGAAUGCCAUCAUACAUGCAUUACAGACGGCACAGGAUCUGAUGGAGUCACGCAAAAACACCUUUGAGCUCUAUGGUGCUGACUUCAUGUUAGGACGUGAUCUGCAUCCAUGGCUGAUAGAAAUCAAUGCUAGUCCCACCAUGGCUCCCUCCACCCCUGUGACAGCCCGACUCUGUACUGCUGUUCAGGAGGAUACGUUACGAGUCGUCCUGGACCGGAGAGCUGACCGCACCGCAAAUACAGGAGACUUUCAGCUCAUAUAUAGACAGGCAGCAGUAGAAGUACCACAGUAUGUAGGAGUAAACCUACUUGUUGAGGGCUUCAAGAUCAAAACCCCCUGCCAACUCCCUCCACUGAGGUCCUCCAACCGUUCAGCACCAAAACAUCGUGGCCCUGUCAAGGAGAAGGAGCCUGCAGCAGAAAAAGUAAAGCCUCUACCUAAGAUGGUGUCGAAGAGUGCAGAGACUCAGCUCAAAAAGACCAGCAGUGGGGUUCUGCCACCUCCUCCUCUCCCACCUGAGCCACCUCUGCCUGUCCCAGUUCAAACCAUCACACUUCGCCUGCCAAUGACUGUCAACAAGUCCAUCCACCUGCCCAUUAGUACCCAGUCAUACGCUGUAUCUUUGUGGAAAAGGAGACCAGAGGUAUCAAAACUCUGCUCAGACAAACUCCAUCCCUGUACCACAGAGAAGUACCAAGGUCCCUCUUUACCAUCGGAGGUUACCAUUUCAAAACAGUCCAGACAAGCAGUCACCAGCACCUUGAGUGCCUAG